This is a messenger RNA of Fusarium sp. VM40, 579 nucleotides long. Lineage: Eukaryota; Fungi; Ascomycota; Sordariomycetes; Hypocreales; Nectriaceae. The record is from the annotation of a GenBank genome assembly.
AUGCCGGCAUACAACUCCGUCUUUAACUCGGACCCCAAUGUCCCCCGAAUAAUCGGCAACUUCCCUCUUCUUCCUCUCCGUACAAAGACCCGCGGACCGGCUUACACCCUGCCUGCCCCCUCGCCGCCUCUGCCGGCCAGCGAGUCACCCGAUCCUGACAGCGAUAGCUACGAUAUUCUCGAUGAGGUUCUCGCUCUUUUCCGUGCCAACACAUUCUUCCGAAACUUUGAGAUCCAAGGCCCUGCCGACCGUCUACUUGUGUAUGGAAUCUGGUUUGUCAGUGAUUGUCUGACCAAGAUCCGCCCAGGAGCCUCCCUGCGUGAUGCUCAGAAGGAUGUGACCAACCUGGCACUUGACCUUAACUUUGCUAUUCCUGGCGACCCAGGAUGGCCCCUUAACCAGAUGUACGAACCCCCCAGGGACAGGCAAGAGGCAGAGCAGCUCAAGCAAUACAUGUCGCAGGUUCGACAAGAGCUUGCUUCCCGACUACUCGCCAGGGUUUACGACGAGGAUGAGACCAAGCCUAGCAAGUGGUGGUUGAGCUUCACCAAGAGAAAGUUCAUGGGCAAGUCACUAUAA